GAAAAGGCCGUACCCGGAGGACGUCGACAACCUAAUUUUCCUGCUUUGCUCAAUAAGCUAAUAAAGAAUGAACGGCAGUUUGGAACGUGGCUUAUGAAGAAUACAACCGCUCUAGGCUCAUUGGUAUCAUCGACGGCGGAUGCGUUCUGGAAUAAGAAGCCUAAAAAGAUGAAAUCAAAACAACAUAAACUUACGAUAUCAAGCAUAUCGAAACCGAAACUGACAUUCCCGGUAUCAAACAUAUUAUUGAAACCGGAACCGGCAGAGAUCAAUCAUGAGGCUCGUGAGAUUUUGGAUACAUAUAUUGACCGCGUAAUACCCGCUUAUGAACUUGAUAAAAUGUCGUCCUUCGUAACCCUCAAAGAUUUGCCCAUGGUAGCUCCCUUGGCUAAAACGAUUGCACUUGAAAUUAUGAAAGAAAAGAUUGCUGAAGACCCCAAUAGCUUUAUGACAGAGGACAAUCCAGAGAUGCAAAAUGAAAUUAAUAACGUGAUAGAAUACUCCGUAACCAAGAUAUUAGACAAGAUUGGAUAAAAAUUCUACCGCUGCAAUUAUUGACAAAGUCUACAACUAAGAAGACUUUAUUGGUGAAAUAAAAAAUGAAUCUAUA
Leguminivora glycinivorella is the source of this 610-nucleotide messenger RNA. RefSeq lists its product as uncharacterized. Lineage: Eukaryota; Metazoa; Arthropoda; Insecta; Lepidoptera; Tortricidae. Bases 94 to 534 code for a protein of 146 amino acids. The transcript is spliced from 12 exons. The record is from RefSeq and is a predicted model, not a curated record.